Molecule: messenger RNA, 2476 nt
Organism: Lotus japonicus
Lineage: Eukaryota; Viridiplantae; Streptophyta; Magnoliopsida; Fabales; Fabaceae
Product: heat shock cognate 70 kDa protein 2-like
Exons: 3
Coding region: 173-2149 (658 amino acids)
Biological process (GO): cellular response to unfolded protein; protein refolding
Cellular component (GO): cytoplasm
Molecular function (GO): heat shock protein binding; misfolded protein binding; ATP-dependent protein folding chaperone
Source: RefSeq, a predicted model, not a curated record
AGAUAUACAUGAUUUUCCUACUAUCUACUGGAAAUGGAAGUAAGCAGCUCACACUCACUCACAUACAAUAUAGAUAGCAAAUGUAGCACUGAACAGAGGAAUGGAAACAAAUCAAACAUUGAAAUAAAAGCCACUCACUCUCUCAAGAUCAUUUAGCUCCAUUUUUCAGAUUAUGAAGAGUGUAAUGGCCAAAAAAUAUGAGGGUCCUGCAAUUGGAAUUGAUUUAGGCACUUCCUACUCAUGUGUUGCUAUAUGGCAAGAACAGAACAAUCGAGCUGAGAUCAUUCCAAAUGAACAAGGAAACAGAACCACUCCUUCCUUGGUUGCUUUCACUGAUACACAAAAGUUGAUUGGUGAUGCUGCCAAAAAUCAGGCUGCAACAAACCCAUCAAACACUGUCUUUGAUGCAAAGAGGUUGAUCGGUAGGAAAUACAGUGAUUCCGUUGUUCAGGAUGAUGUUAAGCUCUGGCCUUUUCAGGUCAUUGCUGGUACUGAUGACAAACCCACUUUUGUUGUUAAGUACAAGGGUGAAGUGAUGCAGCUUGUUCCUGAGGAAAUAUCAUCCAUGGUUCUCACAAAGAUGAAAGAGAUUGCUGAGGCAUUUUUGGGGUCACCAGUGAAAAAGGUUAUCACUGUGCCUGCUUAUUUCAAUGACUCUCAGCGAAAAUCCACCAAAGAUGCCGGUGCAAUUGCUGGUCUUGAUGUUAUACGGAUAAUCAAUGAACCAACUGCUGCAGGUCUCGCAUAUGGCAUACAAAAGAAAUCUACUUUUGAUGUUAAGCACAAUGUUUUCAUCUUUGAUCUUGGUGGCGGCACUUUUGAUGUGUCUAUCCUCACAAUUGAGGAUGAUAGCUUUGAAGUGAAGGCCACUACUGGUGAUACUCACCUUGGAGGAGAGAACUUCAAUAACAGAAUGGUCGACCAUUUUGUUAAGGAGUUCAAGAGGAAGCACAAGAAGGACAUUAGUGGUAACCCAAGGGCCUUAAGGAGGCUGAGAAGUGCGUGUGAGAAGGCAAAGAGGACACUCUCAUUCGCAGUAGAUACCACCAUUGAGGUAGAUGCUUUAUUUGAGAGAACUGACUUGUAUUCAACAAUUACUCGCACCAGGUUUGAGGAACUGAACAAUGAUCUCUUUAUGAAGUGUAUGGAGACAGUUGAGAGGUGUCUUGAAGACUCUAAGAUGGACAAGAGUGACAUAGAUGAUGUUGUUCUUGUUGGUGGUUCUUCUAGGAUUCCCAAAGUACAGCAGCUAUUGCAGGAUUUUUUCAAAGGGAAGGAACUAUGCAAGGGCAUCAAUCCUGAUGAGGCUGUUGCUUAUGGUGCAGCUGUGCAAGCUGCUUUGUUGGGUGAAGAAGGCAUUAAGAAUGUUCCAAACUUGGUGUUGAUGGAUGUUACGCCCCUGUCUUUAGGGAUGGGGGUAAGAAGAGAUCUCAUGUAUGUAAUGAUUCCAAGGAAUACCACUAUCCCGACAAAGAAGAAACAAAUAUGCAAAACAACUAAAGAUAACCAACGCAAAGUCUCGAUUAAGGUUUAUGAGGGUGAGAGAGUUAGAGCCAGUGGUAACAAUUUGUUAGGCUCUUUUAUUCUUUCUGGCCCACCUUCUGCUCCUCGCGGCCAUCCUUACAAUGUAUGCUUUUCCAUAGAUGAAAAUGGCAUUCUAACUGUUUCAGCUGAGGAAAGAACCACUGGUAAUAAGAAUGAGAUUACCAUUACCAGUGAAACACACAGGCUGUCAGCUAAAGAAAUCAGAAGAGUGAUUAAAGAAGCGGUGAAUUAUGAGGUUGAUGAUAUGAUGUUCAAGAACAAGAGGAAAGCGAUGAAUGCUCUUGAUGAUUACCUUUACAAUAUGAACAAACUUAUGAAGGAUACGUGUGUCAGUUCUAAGCUUCCUCCAAAGGUCCAAGUUAAGAUCAAUUCAGCUAUAGUAAAGGGCAAAAAUUUGCUUGAUGGUGGCAAGGAGCAAGAGGCGUUUGUGUUUGUUGACUUAUUAAGGGAGCUUAAGAGCAUAUUUGAACCUGCAAUGGCCAAUAUCAACAAUGGUUGGACUCAUGAGGACAGUGAUCAGGAUUAUGGUAGCACUUCUGGGUUGGUCCAAUCAGUUGCUGCUUGGAUUAGGCGCAAGUUGAAGAAGCUUAAUAUAUCUGUUUGAUGUUUUUAGUUAACAUUCCAGAAUAUUCCACUUAAUAGGAUCAAGCCACCUCUAGGGCUAUAUCCUUAGUUUGAGGAAUAAUUUCUGUUGGAAUAAAGUCCUAGCAUUUGGUAGAUUUGUUUACAAAACGACUACCAAUUGAUAGGUUAGAGUCACUAAGUACAGUUAGUGAGUACAGAUGUACAGUUAAUUAUAUACUUCAAGGCUGCUACUAAGUACAGUUUGUUAAGUUUUAAAUUUUAUUUUCCUGAAUUAUAAUGGCUUAAAUCAUAAAAAAUAAUGGGUUGGUUGCUUAAUCUUGGAGACAAUGGUUUAGUGGCCUAAAUC